AUGUCUCAAGGUGACAUAACUAAAAUAAAUCCACUAAGUUUCACAAAUAGAAAACUUAAAUGGCUUGGUGAUUUUGAUUUAUUUGAGAAAUUUGUUAAUGACAUAUUAAACAUCAAAGGCGAGUGGAAGGUUCCGCGUGGCGGUUGUAAACAGCUGAAGACGAAAGAUAUCACUGUACGCUGGUACGAAAACCGAAGUGUGUUGUUGGAUGGUCCCAUGAAAGAUGAAUACUCCGAUAUUCUGCAAAGAAUAGCCACUAUUUCACCGAAUAACAUAAGCAAUUUGGGAGUUGACGACUUUGCUGAUGUCUCACCCACGCAUAUGCCUUCCCUGCCGAAUAUUAAUAGCUUUAUGGUAAAUACGAACAUGUCGAAUGCUGAACUGUUCGAUUUUGAUGCUUCUCAAAAUGACUCUGCACACUUUUCAACUAAUAAUGGCGCUACAAAUGGAUCUGAGCAAACCCUUAAAGGAAUUUCGAUAUGUGUGGAGGGAAACGCACUGGAUGAUGUUAUGAAUCGCUUGAAUGCAUUGUCUAACGAUAUUUGAAAUAUCCAGGUAAAACAACUAUAGAAAUAACUAAUGAGCUUGCCAAAAUUAAUAUUAAACCGGAGCCGUCUCAUGUUGUUAUUCACGCAGGGACAAAUGAUGUCCCUGUUGAAUCUAUAGACGAAUGUGUUGGUAACAUGGAAAAACUUAUUACAACAGCUAAACAGAAAUUCCCUAAUUCUAAAAUUGGAAUUUCUGGACUUUCAUUGAGACAGGAUAGUGAUUUAAUAUCAAAAAUAGAAGAAAUUAAUGAGAAAGUUCAGAGUUUGUCAUCUAAGCAUGAUGUGACAUUUAUAAGUAAUAUGUCAAUAGAUGAGACAUGUUUGAACUCUAGUGGCCUGCAUCUAAAUGCAAAGGGGACUGCCAUACUAGCUACACAUUUUAUUAAGUUCCUUAGGGAUGGACAAUCCUUAAGUUCACUGCGCCCACAAAAACAUUCCUGUCAGGAUUUUCCAAAGAACACAAUAAACCAUCUGGCAGAACUACUAAAUGCGAUAAUGAACGUGAACAAGUAA
Messenger RNA from Paramuricea clavata, 1061 nucleotides. NCBI's taxonomy places the organism in Eukaryota, Metazoa, Cnidaria, Anthozoa, Malacalcyonacea, Plexauridae. The record is from the annotation of a GenBank genome assembly.